AUGUCAAGUAAAGUGAAGAAAGAAUGUCAUAAUAAGAGCUAUGACAUUAUUUGUGACAUCCGUCGUGGUAAAACUAAUAAAGUAAUAGAACAAAUAAGAGAACAUGGUCUACAGUACUCGCCUUCAUGGUUACAAGGUUAUGUUUUAUUGCGGGAAGCUUUGAUAAAUAAAAAUAUAGCAGUAGUUAAAUUCCUGUUAUCAAAAAACCCAAGAGUAAACCAUCAUAACAAGCUAGCGACUGAUACUCCGCUGCAUUUAGCAGUUGCCAAUGGGUACAGAAGCAUCGUCAAGGAAUUGCUGGAACGAGAUGCUGACAUAAACGUCGUAAACUCACAAGGUAAAACUCCACUUGAUCUUGCCGUUGACAAAAAAUACUUAUCAAUAAUUGAAUUGAUUAUUCAUAAAAAUGUAAAUGAUGAUCUGUCACUUACAUUUUCUAAGCUGGAAGAUCAUAAAUUGUUACAUAUCGCUGCUAAAUCUAGCGUAAUUAUCGUUAAGAAAUUAUUAGCUAAAGGUCUUGAUGUUGAUUUGGUCAGAGACGGAAUGACUCCCCUUCAUCGCGCGGCUCAGAGUGGCUGCUUGCCGGUUGUCAAUUGUCUUAUAAAUAACAAAGCGGAUGUCAAUGCUGUAUCAACUAAUAAAAGUUAUCUUGGAUACUCAGUUCUUCAUUUUGCGAUAUACGGUUGUAAUGCUAAAGUUGUCAAGCUUCUCAUAAAAAAUGGCGCUCGUGUCAAUGGAACCCGUAAUAAAUUAUCGCCACUUUGCUGUGCAAUAAAAAAUUGCAACAAUGACCAAAUUGUCAAAGUUUUGCUGAAAAAUGGGGCCAAUGUCAAUGCUAUAACGAAAAACAAACUUACAGCACUCCACUGCGCUGUCACUCACAAAAAAACAACUCUAGUUAAAUUGCUACUAAACCAUGGAGCUGACAUCAGUGUCAAAGAUAAAGAAGGUCGCAAUAUUUUGAAUUUUGCAUAUGACUGUUAUACAUCGUUAAAAAUAUGGAAGGUUCUUGUAAAUCAUGGAGCUGACGUUAACGCAUUAGAUGAAUCGACAGCAGAGAAAAAACAAUCGUUACUCCAUAAAGCGGUCAAGCAUAGCAGAGUUGAUUUGAUUGAUUUUUUAAUUUAUAAUGGCGCUGAUCUAGAUGCUGUUAAUUCCACUGGAGUUACGCCGAUAUUUUAUUCAGUAAGAAAGAACUUACAUGCUCAAAUAUCUGCAGUGAUGUUACUUCUGGAUGCUGGUGCUGAUGUAAAUGUCAAGGAUUUGAAAGGCAGAACUCCACUUGAUGUUGCUCGCAAAUAUCAAUGCGUUUUUCAAGUUCAGGUUCUUCUUUUCUUUGGCGCUGAUAUCAAUGCACUGUGCAAUAAUAAUUAUUUACCUAUUCAUUGGUGCGAAUUGAAAUUUUUUUACGAAGUAGAAAAUGAAGAUGUGAAUAUAAUAGCUUCAUGGGAAAUUAUGAAUUUUAUUUAUAAGCACGCUGCUCUUCUGAGGACGGCGGGUCUGCCUGUUAGUCAAAAAUAUUACGAAAUAGAUGUCUUCAAAUGCUCAUGCUGCAACGAGAGGCUUGAUUAUGCUUGCAAUUUUACUGAUGAGCUGAAAAAUGAGCUGAAAAAUUUAAGGAGUAGUUACAUCACUUGCAAAAUAACAUUUCAUGAUCUGCUUACUAAAAGCGUCCAAGAGUUGGCUGUCUACAAAAAAAACCCAGCGAUAAUUAAAGCUAUUGAAUCUGUUGAUAUUUUGGAAAAUUAUUUUUAUUACGGGGGUUUAAUUAAACAUUACUAG
Molecule: messenger RNA, 1782 nt
Organism: Microplitis mediator
Lineage: Eukaryota; Metazoa; Arthropoda; Insecta; Hymenoptera; Braconidae
Product: putative ankyrin repeat protein RF_0381
Exons: 2
Coding region: 1-1782 (593 amino acids)
Molecular function (GO): protein binding
Source: RefSeq, a predicted model, not a curated record